Xylaria bambusicola is the source of this 1505-nucleotide messenger RNA. RefSeq lists its product as uncharacterized. The transcript has 2 exons. Gene Ontology annotation, molecular function: protein binding. Bases 223 to 1275 code for a protein of 350 amino acids. The record is from RefSeq and is a predicted model, not a curated record. Lineage: Eukaryota; Fungi; Ascomycota; Sordariomycetes; Xylariales; Xylariaceae.
UGAAACGAGCCAAACGCAGCGCCGCCCAGAGAGCGGAUGGCACUCGACGUCCGCGUUUCUAGCAACCACUGUAUUACGUGCCGAAUUCGACGAGACGUACAGGCCAUAAUAUAACGGGUGGUAUACAAACCUGACCGAACGCCUUAUUGAGAUCGUCACCCACCAACGACGUCUACUAAGGCCCGCGCCUCUUUUAUUCAAGCGUACCGACAAACCUCGAGAAUGGCUACCCUUAUACCUCGCGGAUAUCGCUCCGCCACCGAAUACCGUUUCGACGAAGAACAGACCGAUGCUAUUGUUCGAACCGCCGCCUACCAUCGUAAAGACUACUGUCUCUCCGUGAUCUGGUUCUCGCCUCGUGAACACGUCGAUAUUCGUCCGUCACUAGCAACACCCUUUCGGCGGACUUCGAACGUGGGACUCGGCUCUCUCGAUCGGCUACCCCUCGAGCUCUUGUACGACACGUUGUUCCGUCUGGAUAUGCAUUCUUUAUUCAAGUUUCGACAAACAAAUCUCAGAUCGAGACAGACGGUAGACUCCCUCAAGCAAUAUCAGUUAGUAGUCUCGUAUGGACUGAACCUUCUCUGCGCCUUGUUACGAACACGACUUGCCAUCGGUAUUUCUCUACUCGACUUUUACAACGUACUAUGUACUAAGGCUUGUACUCUUUGCGGCGAAUUCGGCGGAUUUAUAUCCCUUCUAACGUGGAAGCGAUGCUGUUUCAAAUGCCUCAAGGAGGCUCCGGAAACCCAAGUGUAUACUCUUACCGCUGUCCGAAAGCAAUUCCACUUGACUAGGGUCGAAUUAGACCAACUGAGGUCAUUCAGGACCUUGCCUGGAAUAUAUUCGAUGAAGGAAUCUGUGUACAAAUCCCGUAUUGCGAUCGUUUCUGUUCAUCAGGCUAUUUUGAUUUGCAGACGGCAACCACAUACACGGGCGCAAGCCCAGCCAGCGAGCUCAGAACGAAAUAAAAAAUUCAACUUUAUGGGGUCGUGCGCACUUCCUUAUUACGAUAAACUAACCGGCAAAGUCGAACACGGAAUGUCGUGUGCUGGGUGUCAACUUGCUCUCGAAAAAGACAUUAUCGGCACUAGGGGCGAGAAAUGGGCAUUCGAGGCUCGAGACAAAGUAUAUGCGCGAGAUGGCUUUUUGGAACAUUUUCGAUGGUGUGAACAGGCACAGCUCCUGUGGAGAUCGAGUGGCGAAGGUAACAACCGGCCAACCGAGGUACCAGAGGCUGCUCGGAGAGGAGGCUACUUCAACAAGAGAGAAUGACAAGGAUGUGAAAUAUGUUCGCCAAUGUGAUCACCCAUAAUGCGUAGCUCCGCCUCGUCUGGGCGUGCUCUGUCAAGCAAUUCGUCACAUCUUUGAUUCAAGUAGCAGUCCCGGAAUCAGCCCCCUUGCCCGAUUUCAGGCAAAAUUGAAGCGCGUUGGCUCAGCCACGGCUCGGGUGCCUGAUUAAAGAAUGCACUAACGUGGAUUGGUUGGGCCAUAAAAUAACUAAG